UUGGCUAAUUAAACAGUGCUUUAGUUAAAUACGUACUUUUUUUUAUAGUACUUGUGUCAACUAAUUGUAAACAACCGUAAACGAUGGCGUCAUUAUCGCGUUAAUCGUUCCAAUUUGGCAAAAGCUGACGCAACUCAGAUAUUUGUUUUUCUGUUUGAAAUGCUGAACACUGACGAGAAAGGUGAGUCGUUAAUAAUUGGAAUAAUAAUUGUCUUUAAAAAUACUAAUUGGUUAUUAGACGCGGAGGUUGUACAGCCUCAUCAUCCGAUUAUGUGCACCACGUGGCAGUGACACAAUCCGUAGCUAAUUUUUCAGAUCGAUCGAUUGAUUGAUUAGUCUCGCUCCCUGGCCUUGUGAUGGCCAGCUGAGUCACUGCUUGAUGGCUUGUUCGUGUCGAAACGGGAACCACAAAGUGCAGUCAGUUAAUAGAGGAAUUGCGUGCGAAUGCCGGGGAAUUAAUGGCGUUCAAUUGUUGACAUUUAAAAUGUGAGACUUGACGCUGGGAUGGUUCGAAUCGAUCAAGAAAUGUGUACGGAAGAGGUUGAGUCAUAGACGCACUGUGCAGCAUGUGAAUUUAAACAACUUCUGUCUCCUCUCUACGUACGCCAACAUGAUCUCAGCUAUGACCAUGAGCCAUGAAGAUGAGUUUGUUGCCGUGCGGGUUCAAGAUCCCCGGAUGCAGAACGAAGGCUUGUGGAAUUCCUAUGUGGAUUACAAGAUCUUCCUCCAUACCAAUAGUAAGGCAUUCACUGCCAAGACAUCGUGUGUGCGACGGCGCUACAGCGAGUUCGUGUGGCUGAAGAAAAAGCUGCAGAAGAACGCUGGCUUGGUGCCCGUUCCAGAACUUCCUGGAAAGUCCUUCUUCUCCUUCAGCAACGAGGACUUCCUGGAACGUAGGCGUCAAGGACUUCAAGUGUUCCUGGACACGGUGGUGAACAUGACCGUGUGUCUGUCAGACAGCCAGCUUCACCUGUUCCUGCAGACGCAGCUGCCCGUCGGCCACAUCCUGGACUGCGUGCAAGGCCACACCCCCUACACUGUGAUGGACGCCAUCCUGACCUACGCCUCGUCCAAUCAGGGCUGGGCUCAGGCUCAGGAGGAGGACACGGCCGCCAAGGAGCCAAGUCUAACAGUGUCUUAUGAGUCCAUGGAGAGCCCGGCCCCUCAUCAGCCUCACCCUCACAACAAAGAUGGCGUCAGCCUGGCGCUGUUCUCGUCUGACGCCGACGACAUACUUGAACCUUGCGACUUGACCGCCCGUGACAAAGCCACGUCGGCCGUCUUCUACCUGGGGGACAGCCAGGAUGAGCGGACGCUGACCGAAGUCACCACGCCAGGGAGCGGUCGCAUGGAGACCCCUGUGGAGGUCCACGUUCCUGGGGGUGCGGGCAUUGAGGAGGUGCACCACAGAGGUUCAGCUCCUCAGGUUACUGGUUCUGAGGUGGAGGAGGAACUUGUGUCUGAGGCAGUCGGAUCCAGACAGGAAGCGAUAAGCGAGCAGGACGCUGCAUCGCUGUCGUUGUCCAACGAGAGCAUCAUACAAGUCAGCGACGAAGAAGACGUCGUCAGCCAUGACCGUUUGUCACCGAACGGCUUUGUCAAGAUGGCUCCCGAGGACGACAACCACUGGUUGCAGGUGUCCAGUGGGACCAACGUCACCGUGGACCUCCAAGCGAACAGUUGUGGUGACCGGGAGCUUAGCAACUCUUUGGAUGUCAAUUUUGCAGAGAACGACUUCAGCGUGUUGGGGAGCACCUCCGCUCCCGAGUUAGCUCACGGGAAACACUCGGAUUUGCCAGACUGAAGAGGGCUUUUUUUUAUUAUUUAAAACCUUUACAUUUAUUUUAAUGCUUGACAGCAGACUACUCAGUUCUGAGUGGUAUCAUAAACAUAACCAUUUUUUGGGGGGGGAAAUAUACAACUUUUUCUCUAUAGUGAUUGAGCCCUGCUGCAAAUAGAGAAAAUUUGCAAGUUGUUGACCACCCCCCCAAAAAAAGUAUUACAAUUGUCUAUAGAUGCCAGAAAAUGGCAGCAAAGCAUUCUUCUAUUCGACAAGACGAUGGCCUGACUAAAUGAAGCUCUUCAACAUAGUUGUAUGGCACCAAAGCAAUAUUUUUAUGAAACAUAGCUUUGGACUGAGCACAUACAACGUUUGGGAAAUAUGACGUACAGAAAUAUCUAAACUUGUUUCAAAAAAAUUUUGACAAUACGUUGCUCAGUCGUGUAGGAGCUGAGUAUCUCUUUGAUUGUCAAUAUUGCCAACAACAAGUUCAGCAUUUGGGAGAGCAGCUCUUGUCCUGACUUAGGCCCCAGGACACAUUCAGAGUUGCCAGACUGAAGAGGAUAUAUUUUUUUUUAUUAAAGAAAAACUUAACAUUCAUUUUUAACGCUAGAUGGCAGGCUCGAGUUCUGAAUGGUGUCAUGUCUAUGUAGGGACUGCAGAGGGCGCUAAAGUUCUCUAGAAAACAAAAAAAACGGUUCACACAGAGAUACAAUGGUUGGCAAUCACAUUUUGACAAAGAAGCAUUUAUAUUCACACCUACUAACAAAUUCAAGUCGUCACUUUAUCUAACGUCCAUGGUUUUAUAAUGAGGGAGGAAGCCGAGUAUCUGGAGAAAACCGACGCAAGCAUGAGGAGAACAUGGAAACUUCACACAGGAAGGCCAGAGCCCAGAUUCAAACCCCAACGCUCUAUUGUGAGCCACUAGUUCACCGUGCUGUCUAAAAUUCAAAUCCAUGACAAACAUUUCCAAUGACACAAAGCUGCAAAUAAGAUGACUGACCUCCGCAAAAGUUUAAUUUCCACAUGUAAUUUCACGUCUUUUGCUUCCACCAAACUGUGAUUAAUCAUUUUUGUCACAUUAAAAAAAGGGACUGAGUUUAUUCGCUCAUUCUACAUUUAAAAUUAGGUUUUUAAUGAGCCUUUGUUUUUUUUUUUUAUGACCACUGAUGUUUUGCUGGAAUGUUUCUCAGUGAGAUUUACUGCUGAUUGUUGAUUUCACCAUGCAAAAUGUUAUUUUAUGAAUAAAAGUCUAUUAAUGGUAACAUCAACACUACCUUCAUCUUGUGGUUUAUUUAAAAUAAACACUCUGUUGUCUUCA
Molecule: messenger RNA, 3101 nt
Organism: Phyllopteryx taeniolatus (common seadragon)
Lineage: Eukaryota; Metazoa; Chordata; Actinopteri; Syngnathiformes; Syngnathidae
Gene: snx11
Product: sorting nexin 11
Exons: 7
Coding region: 611-1804 (397 amino acids)
Biological process (GO): intracellular protein transport
Molecular function (GO): phosphatidylinositol binding
Source: RefSeq, a predicted model, not a curated record